AGGCUCAUCAUUGGUCCCGGAAGAGCGUCCAGAUCUCGGGACAGGUGACCGGAUCUGGGGAAGCGUUCGGGCGAGGAAAUCUGCCAGCGCACUGCUUGGUCGUUUGAUGUUGUCUGUUGCAAGUGGCAAAAUACGCAAAAUGGUUGCUGGUGGGUUUCUCACUAGGUUUCUACUGCCAAUCAGGCAGUUUAAGAAGGAGUGCUUCCUUUUGCGAUCCACAGAUCCACAGUGCACAGUUGGAACCAAAAGGAGGUCCAGAUGUCAGGAGCUUCCGGAUUCUAGUCCUGACAGUUCAACCUCCCUAGCUGCUAAACUAAAGUCUCCACUUCCUUCCCGAAGGAUCACAGUCAUGGAAUUGUUGCCGCAAGAGAUUCAACAUUCCACUCAAGUGCUGCUCUUUCCCUUCAGUAGUAGCCAGCCGAUAAGAAUGUGUUCUUGUCACCCCGUGUACCUGAUAUUAAGAUAUUACUAUGAUAAGCAGUUCGAAACACCGACGUGCGACUGGUAGUGCUGUAAGUGUUCCUGACAUUUCCUAUAGACUUUUGGGCUGAGAGUGUGCGAUUUACUGUCCCUAAGGGAGAGUUGCUAUUUGGGAACCUUUGCCAAGUAGAUGAUGAUCGAGAAUGCAAUAGAGUUAUAUACAUGGCGUAUCCAAGACCAGACUCAGCAACCCUGUUUCUUGGCAAUCAUUUUAAAACAUGGCCUUUCGAACAAAGAAUCUGAAGCCGCUGUGUGUCUUCUUUUCAGGACGACAUCCUCCUGCCAUGUUUUUGGACAUGUUUUUGUUCAGCCAGGGUCCUCACUUUUCGCCAUUGGAUUUGGAGGCGCCAUUGGGGGGGUCGGUCCGUGCUUACAUAGUGAAGUACAUGUGUUUUGUAAUCAAUUUUACUUAAUGCAUCACUUUGGCAUGCUUUUGCAACUUGUUUAUAUAUUGUUAUCUAUUGGUUCUGUUGUUUGUUUCAUUGUUUUAACUAAUAUGUUUUUUGUCCGGUAGGUCUUUUUGACUUGAGCUUGGCAUCACAUCCAUCAAAAACGUUGGCAAUUCCUACGCCAUCCGAGGCAGAGUUGUUAACAUUUGGAAUUCAACAGCUUUGGGACCAACGUAUCCAAUAUGGUGUGUAGUUGUGAUUUUUCUCCGGCGCUUUCUGUCAUUUGUCCAAGGUAUCAAGCACAUUUGGGAGCUUCUGAUGAAAAAAUAAAUAUGAAAAAGAACAAGGACCCCACAAUAAGAUCUCCCCAAGGAAGCUAAACAUGGUGGCAGUUUUCCUUCCAAGACAUUCAAGACACCAGCAUCUUUGUCCAUCAUUUCCCCUGACAGCUCUUCACAUGAAUUUCCCGGACGAAUGGUUAAGAAAAUAGAUGCAUGAUGAUGUAUCAAAAAUCUGAUUGGCCUCCCUGACCUCGUGAUCGGUUUCGUUGCUUCGCCUCCCUCCACGGCAGCCGAUGCCGCCUUCGUUGAAGCCGAUCGCCGCCCCUCAGGAGAUUUGGAAGAUCGCCAUGGAAGCCGCGCUCGCCUCCGAGGAUGCGGAGCGACCCGAUGGCCUCACUCAACAGCUGGCGGUGGCGGCGAAGUCAGCGGCUGCCUUUUGUCAAGACCAUGGCUACGAUGCGGCUGGCCAGGCUCGCAUGGCCACCCUGGCCGUGGGCGAAGUGGCGCGGCGCUUGCGCGGCGACGUGGAGCUCCGGCAGAGCGCGGCGGGCUUCGCCGCGGCCCAGGAGGCGCAGCGCUUGGGGCUGACGCCCUCCGAGGCGGCCGAGGAGUCGGCAUUGGCACGGCGCCUGGCGGGCGUGCGCAGCGGCGAGGAGGCGCGCACCGUGGUGCAAGGCUCCACCAUGCAUUUCGCCUCGGCGGUGGAAAGCGUUCAGGAGGCCGAGCUUGAAGGCGUCGAAGCGGAUGCGGCGGAGGUCUUGGGCAAGGAUCUGUCGAGCCUGGAGACGCGUUCGAUGUUGAUUGGUGCGGGUGCUGGUAUGGCAGCGCUCUUGAUCUUGCUGCCGCUUUGUGUUGGGAUCUUUUGCUGCGGAGCCUGCUGUGGGAGAAGCAGGACCCGAAAGCCACACACGUCACGAGCUUCCGUGGACUCUGGAGCGGAGAGUGGUGAAGAGACACCAUUGAUGAAGAAUCAGAAGGACGCUUCGCCCACACCUCCGGAUCCAGCGCCCGCGGAUCGCGCAGCUCCACGCGACACAUCGACCGCGGAUGGCAAAGCGCCCAGUCCUCUUUUCCAUCCUUCGCACGGCCUGCAUGGUCUCCACCCCUUUGGCGCUCACCAUCCAGGCACCUCCCUUUUGGCCGGAGGACAUGGGCAUCAGGACUUCCGGCCGUGGCCUCACGCAACGCACCCAGCUCACGCAGCACAUGCACCUCACGUUGGAGGGCGCGCAUGAGGGCUUCGCAGCUUCGCAUGGCCCACGAGGAGGCCGCGGCCCAGGUGACCUGAGGCGGGAUACCUUCUGAACUGUACAUCAUGAGCAGUCUGUGCACGCGUAGUAGUUCUCUUCUCCGGAGGAGUGAUUUAGUGAUUUGUUGAUGGGAUCCGCGAUCCUCAUCGGCUUCGUGAAUUCGAGAUCUCCAUGGCCCACUGGGCGCUCCGCGGGCGACGAAAACCCUCAAACGGAUUUGUGGCAGACCAUGCUGACUGCAGGGCACGGUCCAUGGAGGUUCCUCCAGCGCCGGUCCAGUCUCCUCCAAGAGGCGGCUUGGCUCAGCUCUCUCCAGCAGUCGGUCACGCGUCGCUGGCGGAACAAAAGGACCGGGGUGGCAGCC
Messenger RNA from Durusdinium trenchii, 2764 nucleotides. The record is from the annotation of a GenBank genome assembly. Lineage: Eukaryota; Dinophyceae; Suessiales; Symbiodiniaceae.